AUGGCAGAGCUGAGCUUGCCCCUCUCCAGUCCCAAGUCCCAUCCCAGCAACACCACCACAACCAAGAGGAAGCGGCGCACCCCUGCCAAGCUCCCCACCUCCAAGGCCGAUACCGCCCAGCGCAACGCGAUCGCGGAAUGGAACCGCGUCUCGCGCCAGAUCGCAGCAGCCGAAGCGGCGCAUUUGCGAGAGUUGAGACUCCGCGCGGAAAUUGGGCAACGCUGCCGCGCCUCUCACGCGUAUCAGCUCGCCCACCCCUCCGUUAAGAACAGUAUGCGGGCUCGGAUCCGCGAGGCCAUCCUUCGCGAGAGGGAGGAGAGGAUGGCCCUGAUGCGGGCGAGGCGGGCUGCGAACAGGGCUGGGGUCAAGUUUGAAGAUGAGGUUGGGAUGGAGGUGGACUCUACGGAGGAUGGGGAGGGCGAGGAGAGUGAGGGUAGGGGCAGUGAGGGCACUGAGGAGGAGGGUACGGGGGACGAGAGGAGGGAGGAGAACAAGGGCACAGUGUACAUGCAGCUGAGGAGAUGGGCUGAACGCAAGACGCGACAGAAGGACGCCAUGCUCACGUUUCAAGAGGUGAACCGGCGACACUUGUCGCCACAGGCCGCGCGGCGUCUCUCGGAUGCCGGGUCCGCUAUCCUCUCUAGCCCUCCCCCUUCUCCUCCUGGGCGUUUCUCCACUGAUGGGGCGCCUCCUGUCUCCUCCCCGCCAUCCUCUCUUUCCAUGUGCCAAUCCCCACCGCGCUCUAUCUGCUCCAGCUCGACUUCCUCUCGGACGUCAAUUGAUGAUGAGCCGAUCCACACCCCCGUCAGCAUAGCGCCUGGCGUGUUCGUCGAGUGGAACCCGACCGCCGCGCAGCUCGUGCUCUCCCACCCAGAGGCGGCGCAGGAGAGCUGUCUCCGCCACACCCCUCUUGGCACCCUCACUCCCAGCGAGCUCAGCACCAUCGAGGCGCUGUGCGCUCUGCCCCUGAAGCCUGCCUAA
Trichosporon asahii var. asahii CBS 2479 is the source of this 981-nucleotide messenger RNA. RefSeq lists its product as uncharacterized. The transcript has a single exon. NCBI's taxonomy places the organism in Eukaryota, Fungi, Basidiomycota, Tremellomycetes, Trichosporonales, Trichosporonaceae. Bases 1 to 981 code for a protein of 326 amino acids. The record is from RefSeq and is a predicted model, not a curated record.